Molecule: messenger RNA, 3873 nt
Organism: Portunus trituberculatus (swimming crab)
Lineage: Eukaryota; Metazoa; Arthropoda; Malacostraca; Decapoda; Portunidae
Product: cubilin-like
Exons: 6
Coding region: 32-796 (254 amino acids)
Source: RefSeq, a predicted model, not a curated record
UCUCUCUAGAGUCUAGAGUAAGUAAGGAGUCAUGUACUUGAAAGCUGCCCCAAUCCUUUCCCUCUUGGCUGUGAUGGUGGCGGUGAUGGUAGUGGAAGGAUACCCAACCUUUGCCAAACAGGACUACCCAGCUCUGAACGUUGACCAGUAUGACCUGGCAAUGUCCGUUGUGAUCAACCAAAUAACCUUACUGAAAUUGUUGAAUGAGUCUUCUUCCAGUCAUGUUUCACGUGAAUCUUGGUUGCAGGAGUUGCAGAUGAUGAAGAAUAAUGCGAUAAGCGAAAUACAAGACUUGUAUUCGAAUGCUGAAAAUCAAUUGCAGGAGAAGAUCAAUGAAGCAAUCAAUGAAUUUCAAACAGUGAAUACCCGAACUCCUGCCGUUGUCCAGGAACAACCGGAUAGCGGACGAGCAAACACUCUCCACAAUGACGCUGAUCCGUGGCUAUGCGGAGUAGACACAGUUGUGUACGGAAGUAGUGGCUCUUUAGCUCCAACCAGAGUUCCGCCCUACCUUGACCGUACCUUCUGUUCCUGGGAAGUGAGACUGCCCGAGGGAACAAAACCAGAAUUUUCCUGGGAAUAUUUCGGAAUUGAGGAUUGUGCUUCGUGCAGCUGUGAUUAUGUGAGAAUAUGGGAUCCAGCUGUACCAACUGGAGACAAACUGUGUGGUUUCGCUCCCUCGGCCCACCACAGCAUGUACAAGAUUGAAAACAACAUAUUUCGUGUUGUAUUCUAUUCUGAUGAAGGUAGUAAUGACAUUGGCUUUCGUCUGAAGUAUCGCGCCAUCAGCAGUUGAAACUGGAGCAGUGACUCUUUUCCUGCUGAAAUCAGAGAAAAGCAGCAGCAGCAUAGAUUAACAAAUAAGAGAUACAGCGGUAGCAGAGACGACAACUGAGUGACAAAGAAACGGUGGGUGACUACUGGAGUGCCCUGUCUGGACGCCGCCUCUUUAACAGACUGGCUGUCGCCCGCUAAAGAUUUCAUCACAUCAUCUGUGACCCAGAGAAGAACCGGAGAAAGAAAUCACACUUUUUUCCUAAUCGAAGAAACUAAAGAUAAGAACAUACUCUACACCGAUUUGACACACACACACACACACACACACACACACACACACACACACACACACACUGCGCCUUGGUUAUGCUGAGUUGGUGAAAGUGAGUCUCAUGUUGUUGUUUUUUACUGUGUCUUUCGAUUACGAUUACAUGAAUAAGUAAGGAAUAUUUGAAGAUUUAAAGGGCGGAUGAGGAUGACGAUGUAAAGUAGACGGCAUUGAUGGCCAUGAUGAUUAUGAUGAUAAGGGUGACUCUGUAAACAAGUAAAUUAAUUAAGGAAGUUCAUAAAAAUAUAGUAAUCUUUGAAUGUUCAGAAGUAGUCGUACUAACCCUUGCUAAUACUAACCACUGACUUUUGUUCAAACUUUUUUUUUUAUCUAACCAUGGAUAAUCUUGUUGCCUCUAGUACGGAUGACUCUGGCACAAGGACAUUAUUCCUGACUAGUGCAAAACUUCAGGCUUUCACAGGCACAGAGAAUGGCUACACAGCUGAGGAAUAUAUCUCGUUGUGUGAAUAUAUCAUGAAGGAUGAUAACUCUUUAACAGAAGAUGCAGAUAAAAUUUCCUUUAUCCGGUCGGGAUUGCAGGGUGGGUCUUGGGCCUCGAGGAUGAUGCACGCCAGCGCCUUCACCAAACCUACGCAGAAUCAAGAUUAUUACACUUUUCGUACCAAUUUUCUGAACAUAUUUGGAAGCGGCGCGCACACAGCGUAGUGCACGAGAUGGUGCCAGAUCCAAACAUCGUUGCCGCGAAGGUGUUUGUGCUGCCUCAAAUUCGAGAGUUCACAGGUUCCGAGAAUGACUACACAGCUGAGGAAUACAUCUCACUGUGUGAUGAUGUAAUGAAGACUUGCUAUAUAACACAAGAUACAUGUAAAAUCUCUUUUGUCCGCAGUAGGUUACAGAUUGGAUCGCGGCCCGCUAAGAUGAUGAGUACCAGGAUCUUCACUGAUCCUGAGAAGAAUAAAGAUUAUGAUAGUUUCCGAACCAAAUUCCUGAGGAUAUUUGGAAGCAAAAAGGCUCCACACAGUCUAGUACAGGGAAUCAUCAAUGCAGUAGAUGUUUUUCUAAGUGAUACCCCACCCUUAAAUAUGUUUGAGGGGCAAGUGGAAGCCAACCGUCUCUCAACUGAAUUCAUCCAGUAUAUUAAAGACAAUGGGUGGAAUGAGGGAGAAUAUAUUUCAUUACAGAAUAACCAUAAAUUUAUGGAAUUUUUUAUUUUUAUGAUUUUGAUGAGAGGAACAUGUCGUGGGAGCGCCUGGUCUCUCAAGUAUAAACCCACAGACGAACUCCACGAGUUUGUGCAGAAGCUAAGGAAAAACCGCGAAGAAAAUGGCCAGAUAGGGAAGGCCGUUAGGACAGUGAAUGUGACAUGCCAAUAUUGUCAGCGAAAAGGACAUACGAUUAGCAGAUGUUCCCUUAGAGAGAAAGAUGAGCGUGGUAGUAGAAAAGCUGAAGCUGCUGAUGACCCGAGAAGUCACACUCGCCGAGGAGCGAGACGUAACACUGCCUACUGCACCUUUCAUCAGUGCAUUGGUCACUCCACAGAUGAGUGUUAUUCGGUCAUCAAUUUAGGAAAGAAAAUGAGAAAAAAGCGUGGAUCUGGAGGGUCACAGCCUGGCGAAGCUGCUCGCCCCAUUCAAUACAGUCAGUAUAGGAAUAACUCAAGGAAGUGAAAAAAUGUAGACGAAGCAACUGAAACUGAUUGUGCUUUACGUAUGUCAUGAACUGUUUGGAAUCAAACCAGCGUGAUGGUUAAACCUAAAAAAUGCUACAUGUAAGGGCUUGAUUGGUGACACUAACACCGCUGUAAAUAUGCUCUCAGGAAGAUCGUGUUCGGCACUGAAAUUCACAAUGCACGAUGACCUCAAAAUGUUAUGAAAAUCUCAACAUACAGUGAAUUGUCUGUUUUCCUGUUAGGCUAGGUAAGAAUAUUGCAUUCAUUUGUUUGGUUUUAUAUGUUGUUUUCUGGCUUCAGUUUACUUUCAGUGGACUAAUGGUAGGAUUUAAGGACAAUAAAAUCCUGACUACUAAUACAAUACUAAUGCAAUAAUGUUUCAACAGAAGACCUCAAGGCAUGUGACAGACUGAGGAUUUCUAGUUAUAUUUUUGCCUACCUUCUUUAUCUUGCCUUCUUGCUGAUUAUUAGUGGCAGAACUUGCAAAGUGAUAGUAAUUAAGAAGAUGCUUUCAUGUCAUGUGUCUCCACUUGCUCCUUAAGCCUUUCAUACCAAUUUCUAUAGACGCGACUGUGGCUCGUUCAGAUGAUGCUGUAUACAAAGGAGAUGAAGAGAAUUUCGCAGCUCUAAUUGCAUGGUCUUUACGAUAUGUCAAACGAAGCACCUAUCCUGAAACAUUCAAUGAUGGACUUGUAUUCUAGCUUUGCUCCGAGAAUCUCUCUCUUGAUAGUUUACGUAAGAUUAUAUAUUCUUAUAUCAAUUUAUAACUAUUAGUCUCUCCGUGUCUACUUAAUGCAAUGUCUCAAACUGCAGUGAAGCAUUCUCUCUAUACACAUCUAGCUCGUAUGAUUCAUUGUGUAUUGCUGUGUUUGAUUCAUGAUAGCUAAAGGUUCUGCCGCAUAACGCGAUGGCAGGCUUAUAGGUGUGCGAGCAGUGUUAGCACAUAGUAAUAAGAAAAAAAAAAAAACUGUAGCUGUAGAUCAUAAUUUGUUAUUCAAGAAACAGAAGUGUGUACUCCCUGUUCUGACGAAUGCUGGGAGUGGUGUCCAAUUAUUGUUUUUCCUCUUAGUUGACUCGCCCAAUAUUGAAAUAGUAGUAGUACAUGUUCUCUGUAAUAAAUAACAAUUGAUGAUCAUAA